AAGAAUAUUAGGAGAGCUACUACUAUUAACAUGACUAGUGGGCUUAUAAUCGUUAUUAUUUACUGACAUAUUAGAGGAACCACCACCACUACCGUUGUUGCUAUUAUUAACUGGUUGGAAAACAUUAUUUUUUGUCGGUAAAUUAGAAGUAUUACCAUUAUUAUUACGGUUAAUGGUAUUAAAAGUAUUAUUUACUGAUAAAUUAGAAGGUCCACUACUACCAAUAUUAGCGACCUUGUUUUUCGUCAAUAUGGAUGAACGAUUACUAUCUAUAAAGUUAAAAACAUCAUUAUUUAUCUUUGUUGGUAAAUUAGAAAAACUGUUGUUUUUAAUAUAGUUUACGGAGUGAGGAAUACGUGGUAAACUAUACAUUUUAAUUAUAUAUAAUUAGAACAAAAGUAUUGUU
This is a messenger RNA of Rhizophagus irregularis DAOM 181602=DAOM 197198, 406 nucleotides long. The record is from RefSeq and is a predicted model, not a curated record. Lineage: Eukaryota; Fungi; Glomeromycota; Glomeromycetes; Glomerales; Glomeraceae.